Molecule: messenger RNA, 456 nt
Organism: Didymodactylos carnosus
Lineage: Eukaryota; Metazoa; Rotifera; Eurotatoria; Philodinida; Philodinidae
Source: the annotation of a GenBank genome assembly
AUGGCUCUCGACACAUUGGCAAUAUUCUUACUGGAAAUUGUCAGUUUAUCUAUUGAUGAUUCAAAAUCAUUGAGUAACACAGCCUCGACCGGUGCCGGUAUAUGGGGAUCAAUCUUCUUUAUAAUUGGUGUCGUCAUGAUGUUUAUGUUAGUAUUUGUUAAAAAAUGUUCUCGAAUAUGGUCAACCUAUACUUUAGUGGCUAACAUCGUUGUUCUAAUUGUUGCUUGUAUUCUGAUUGGUCUUGAUGCCAAUACUGUCACACCUUACAAUACUCAAAUAUCAUCAGCUCCAGCCAAAAUUAAAGUAUUAAAAGCUCAAUUAGCAUUAGCGAUACUUAUGCUUAUAUUAUCCAUUGUUUACAUUGAACUUUACAUCUAUACAGCAUUUCACUCUUUAUACAAAGUCAGUGAAGCAUGGAAAAUUGUUCCAUAUCCACCUUAUCCAAUUAUUGGUUAA